This is a messenger RNA of Haliotis rubra (blacklip abalone), 1041 nucleotides long. RefSeq lists its product as uncharacterized. The record is from RefSeq and is a predicted model, not a curated record. The coding region runs from base 1 to 1041 and encodes 346 amino acids. The transcript is spliced from 3 exons. Lineage: Eukaryota; Metazoa; Mollusca; Gastropoda; Lepetellida; Haliotidae.
AUGUGGACAGUAGCAUUUCAUCAGCCUCAAUCUCAGCCAAUGUGGUCUGGAUACAUGCAGAUGCUUCACAAGGACCUAUCACAUCCUGAAAAAAGCUCGGAUAUCUGUCUCCCUAUGAUAGACCUGACACCAUCACACCCAACCUGUGUCCGCUCAACGUUGGAGUAUGUUGCUGAACAUUCGGGCAGAUAUUGUGCUACACCAGUCAUAACCUUUGACCAGCAGCUUUGGUGGAUAGCAUACAUGGUUAUCGAGUCACAACCGACACAGAGUUCUCUUCACCAAAUUGUCCUCAUGUUAGGGGGUUUCCAUACUCAAAUGAGUUUCCUAGGAUCAAUUGGCAGUCUAAUGGCUGGAUCUGGAUUGAAAGAGGCCAUAGUUCAAGUUUACGCAGAGGGCAGUGCUGAACAAAUGCUGUCUGGAAAGGCAGUCACACGAGCUGUCAGGGCUCACCGUCUUGUGGAUGCUGCUCUGAACACAAUUGCAACAGCACAAAUGCUUCAUGUUCCUGUACCACAUGUCUUCAAGGACGAUGCUGACAAUGGCAAUCAGAUUGAAGAUUCUCUUGACCCUACUGAUGGAGAGGAUAUAGCAGUGAAUGAAGAACCCCAAGAUAUGCUGGAUGAGCAUGAUGUUGAACCUUUGCCAGAUGAGACUUACCAGAAUGGUGCAGACAUUCUUACGGCAAUACACAAUGUCAGCAAACAAGUUUCAGAUGGCAAUCUACCCCUUGAUGAAGCUGUAGGAACUACUCCUUUCACAAAGCUACAAGAAGCUUCCACAAGAUGGCGUGAAUCUCUCAAUGAUCAUCGUACAGCCAAGCUAUGGAUCAUGUAUAUGACAUUAGUCGCUAUCCUUCGUGCAUUUAUCAGGGCUGGUCGUACUGGAAAUUGGAAGCUGUAUCUUCAGACACUACAUGAGAUGUUACCAUACCUUGCCGCAUCAGGACAUCAUAACUACACAAAGUCUCUUGUCCUGUACUUGAACAAGAUGCAGAAUCUUGAGGAAAGUCAUCCCUCAUGUAUACCACAUGUUUGUUGA